ACUUGCAUUGGAACAGCGAGAGGCGGCCGACCCCUCAAAUUUGACACAAUUAUCAGCGUGAGGUUGUUUUUCUGAGGGAGCGGGUGACGUGGACAAACUCCUUAGUUAUCAUGGCUAAACAUAGUGAAGUUCCACAAGAGCUUGUCCAGGAUGUGGAAGAAGUCUUCAAUGACUUAUGGGCCUGUGAUAACCAAAAGUGUUACCAUGGAGAAGAUUUUGAAGUGUAUUUACAAGGGAGGGCUAGUACUCGUAAUCAAAGAGAUGUUUCAAGACAGUCGCUGUUUGAUUAUUUCAAUGAGGAAAAGAUAUUUUCUAUGGAGACAUACCAGACUUUUCGUGACCUAUUAAACAACUACACAUUGGAGUGUGGUGAAGCAGAACAAGUGACCCCUGAAGAAGUCAAGGAAAACCGUCGGUUCAUAGAGGCUGUGAUGAAAACAGAAGUGAUGCAGAAAGCUCGGGCUUGGCUGAUCUCUAAAGAUUUUCUGUCAGACGAAUUUUAUACUCCUGAUGCUGUGAUGGCAGAAAGAGGUCUUGAGUUUGAUUUCAACUUCAUGAAGAUGUUGUACAAACUUUGGUUUAGCCUUUACAGAAGGACCAAGGGAGAUAGGGACUUAGAUUCCAGCAGCUUUGAGCAUGUGUUUGUCGGCGAGGCAAAGGAUGGUAAAAUUGUUGGUUUACACAACUGGUUACAGUUUUAUCUGGAGGAGAAAGCUGGUCGAGUCGAUUACCAUGGAUAUUUUGGAUUUAAAACGGACACUAAUGAUGAAUCCUUUCGUCUGAUCACCCUCCAGUUUGAGAUGGUUGAUGAUGAGGAGGAGGAUGUUGGGGGCGUCAAGAAAAUGAGCAGUAUAUUUCUUGGAACCAGUCCAGAGUUUGAAUUGGCUGCAUACACAAUUCUGUACCUUACAAAAAUGUUUGGUAGACACAACAUUAAGAUUGGAGAGUAUGAGGUUAUGACAGAAUGUUAUCCUUUUGGUAAGUUUGGUAUUGGGACAGCCUAUAUUGGCUGUAGAUAAUCUGUCAGAUUUUCUCAUCCAUCAAAUAUACACAUUUAAAAACAUAUCUUAUAUAGUGUAGAAAUAUAAAGGUAAAGAGAGAGUGACUAACUCGCCACUGAGAGCUUAUUUUAUAACGAGGGUAUACACAUCUUGUAAGGACUGUAGAGGCCUUAGAGACAUUGUUUAUUAUUGUGAAAAACCUACAACCUUCUUUAUUAAACUUAAAAAUUAAGUCGAGUGAGUCAUUGAUCCUUUGAGACUAUAGGGUUUUCCAUACAUAACUUAAAUUGUUUAUGAAAUUUGUGUGUAAAGAAUGAAACUUUUUGAUGCAAAUUGUACUUUUUGUUUUAAUAAAUAAAUAAAAAUCUGUUCAUUAAAAAAUUUCAUGUAGGUACAUCUAAUACUUGAUACAGAUUACAUUGAUGGGUUGGAGGGAGGGUGUGUAUGGGUGUCAGUUUUUUUUUUCAAAUCCAUGCAUAAGUAAACAUUUAAAAUUUAUAUGGCAUGUCAAAUUAUACUUACAUAAUGAAUAGUGUACCUGUUUUUCAAAACAAUUUUCUAUUUUACUGCUCAAAACAAUUUGCUAUUUCACUGCUGAGGGGUCCCAAGCGACAUAAAGGGAAGUUUUUAGCAAAAAAACAUGAUUAUAUAUAGCAUAAGAGAAACACUAGAUUUAGAUACAUCAUGACAACCCUGGUGCAAUAGCAAGAAAAGCAAACGGGAAAAGUUAGAUGCUCUCUGUGGUUGGAUGAGAAAGAUGAACAUGUUGAAAUAACAAAUAAUUUGAUCAGGUUGGUGAAUAUUCAAAAUGCAAUGGAUCAACUCAUCAAUCCAAAUAAAGAAUAUCUCCAAAUAUUGAUUUUAAAUGAAAAAUGUCUGAAGUAUCUCCAUAUAUGGAUUACAAAUGAAAAAUUUAAGAAAUAUCUCCAUAUAUGGAUUAUUGAUGAAAAAUGUAAGGAAUAUCUCAAAAUAUGAAUUAUAAAUAAAAAUUAAGAAUAAUCUCACAAUAAAAUGAAAAUGAAAAAAGGAGUAAAACAACAAAGGUUGUUUAUUUGAGGUAUUAUGAACACAAUAUAGGCAGAAGUAAAGAUUUGAUAUAAAGAGGGAGUGGUAAAGAUUUGAUAUAAAGAGGGAGUGGUAAAGAUUUGAUAUAAAGAGGGAGUGGUAAAGAUUUGAUAUAAAGAGGGAGUGGUAAAGAUUUGAUAAAAAAAUAGGUAGUUGCUACAGACAGGUGAUUACUUCAGGUAGGUUUUAUUUUGUAUUUUGAAAGAGUUCAUCUCUAAAGCAAUGUAGGGAACCAUAUGCAUGUUAGGGUAUACUACCUGCUUCAAGGUCAUACAUUUAACAGGUUAAGUGAUUAAAAAUUCAAACUUUAUUAAAAUACUUGUUAGUUUAUAAAGUAAUCAAAAAAAGAAAAAGAAAAAAAAGAAAACUCAAAUGAGUCCAGUGGCACAAGACAGGGAAAUCAGAAGAUGUCUUGUAGAUUCUAUUAUCAAUUGAGUUAUAUUAUUUUUGAAUGUGUGACAUCAUAAUACAUGUAACAGUAAAAUAAAUAAUGGAAAACUGAGUAGGUUAAAUUUGUUUCAUAGUUAUCAGUAGAGAUUUGAUUAAUACCCGUUUGCUAGUUUGAUAUUAACAAUGCUAGGGUAACCUACUACUAGAUAUUCUUUUUUUUUUUGGAAGGUCUCUCUCCUCUGGGUUUCUCAAUUGCAGGAGAUUUAGCAUGACAACAUUUCAUUGGCAUAAAAUUGCCUUGAACCAUUUGUUUUAUCACAAAAUACAAAAGAAGUUAUAUUCCAAAAUGUUUUAUCAGUAUAUUGAUCUUAAACUGUUGAUGCAAGACAGAUAUACAAAUGUUGUUAGAAUGUCGGAACCAUUCAUACAAGGUGGAGGAGACCUACAAUGACAUAAGACUACCUCCAAAUAUGAUACAGUUGUCAACUCUAACUCUGCCUGAUAUUAAUUCUUGUCAUAUAAUACUCGCAUAAUACUAUCUUAAAUUUUAAAUACAAAUUGAGCUUAAUUAGAGUUUUAUAUUCACAUUUUAAUAUGUAUAUUUUCUCACAAUGUAUUUUGUGUAUUGCAGAAUCGAUUAAAUUGAAAUGUUUCAAAACUUUAACUACAUUGAUUUUUUGUAUUAUUCUUAUCAUAUUUUGAUAUAUGCUAUUUUUCUUGAAACAAGGAAUGAAUUUUUGUGAAGCAAUAACUCUGUUUUUAUAUACAUAACCAUUUUGUGAAGAUCACAGCUGUGUUCGAUUUAAGGGGUUGUUUGUAUUUAUUAUUAUUAUUAUUGGUGGUGAUUGGUAAUUUGUAGUAUUUAAUUCCCAUGUUAUGUUUAAUCUUUUUUUGCCUUCUACGUAAACCAAAUGAUAUUAAUUAUUAUACUACACAAAAUGAAACCUGAUUUAGAUAUAAAACUAUAUAAUGUUAAUGUAUUUUUUUUUAUUUCACGUUACUAGAUACAGGAUUAUCUACCUACAGAAUAUUACUCAUUAUAUCUAACUUGCCUUUUACUGUUAUAUUACUUUAUUUUCUAUGUACAUUUAUUGUAGAUACUAACUAAUAUUUAUAAGUGAGAUAUCUGAUGAAGUGACACUACAGUAUGUUACUGUAUAGUAUUUUGUAGUAUAUAGUCUAUGUACAUGUAUACUAGUUCAAUCAAUCAAUUAUUAACAAUAGAGGAAUUUAUAGAAAUUAUUAUUAUUAGAAAUAACAGGCUCAAAAUGCAUGAGUUUACCAUGUGUAUAAUGAUACUGAUUACCUAUUGCUUGUGUGAUAUACAUGUUGUUCAGGGUCAUUGCCAGUCUGACACUUGCCAGAGAUAGAAUGAACUUGUAACAGUACAUUUAGAUUUUGAAGUUUUGAGAAAAUAUAGCAUGCAUUUAUGUUGUCCUUUAUGAUGCAACCAAUAUUGCAAAUCAGAUAUUAAUUUUCUGUCUCCAAGCAUUGUUGUUUUUUGUUUUGACUUAAAUCACUGCAUGUGCAAAUACUGUGCCUUUUUGAAAUUGAUAUUAUUUACAUAAGAAUCAUUUAACAUUAGCAUUGAUAUAUAUAUAUAUAUAUAGAGAUGGGGAGAGCAGGAUAUUUUUUUAAUGUUUCUAGAUAUAGUUCCUGGCUGGUCAAUUAUACAAGUGCUGAAAAACAUUAUAUGCUCUUCAAACUUUACAUUAUGAAUUGUUAUUGCCUGUUUGUAUCUAUACCUGGCAACUUUUGAUUGGGUGAUGGGUUGUUCAAAUCACCUCGUCUAUGGUCUGUUGUCUGUCAGUAAUUAAUCCUUUUUAUCACUAUUAAGAUCUACUAAAAGGAUAUUUCUCCUAUUUCAUCCUCCUGGUCCCUUGUUGUGCUCAUCUAAAUUUGAGUCUGAUAUUAAAAAUAAAAUGACUACUAGGUAGCCAUCUUUGAUUUUGACAUUUGAGAUUGUUAUUGCUAUUUCUUAAAAAGUAUUGAAAGGAUUUUUCUGAAACUGGAUAUGUCGUUGUACAUGUACAAGUUUAGAGUGUGAUUGGGUAAAAACAAAAUGACCAGUGGAUUGUUAUCUUGGCUUUUGACAAUCUAAGUUAUCCUUCUUUUUUUAAGAAGCGCUUGAAGGAUAUUUCUCAAACUUGAUGAAUAAGUUUUCCUUGGUUGCUUGUUGUACCAUUCUAUUUUGAUAUUGAUUGGGAAAACCAAUUGCCAUACAAGUGAAUUUCUUGGAUUUUGACAGUUGGAGAUGGUUAUUGCAAUUUUUUGAGAUGUACUGAAAGAAUAAUUCAGAAACUUGAAACAGGUAUAUGUGGGUUUCCCUAUAAUCUUGGUUGUGUCUGUUGCAACUUUCAGUACCAAUACAGUAUGAUCGGGGAACAUCUUGGAUUUCGACAAUGAAAUUUUGUUAUUGCUUUUUCUUGAGAAGUACAAGAUGGAUUUUAAUCCGACUUCAUUUGUAAGCCUCCACUGAUCUCUAGAUGUUUUUGAUAAAUGGCUGACAUGUAUGGCUUUUGACAUGAAAGAUUGUUAAAUGCUAGAUCAGUAAGACAAAAUAGUUAACAGAGAAAAGAAGGGAAAAGAUCAAAGUUUUAAGAACAAACAAAGAUCAAACAUGAUGGGCAUUAAGAACCCUUUGGGAUCUCUUGUUAAAUAUGAAAUGAGAAAGUUUUGGAUGAUAACAUGUCUUAGAUGACAAAAUACAAAAAGUGGGGAAAUUUUGAUUACUUUUCUUCUUGCAAUAUGUAAAUAUGAAAUAAUUUACACAUAAAAAAGACAUCUUAAGGUAACAGGUAAAUCUACUGUAUAUUCACAAAAUGUAAAAUUAUUAAAUUUGAUAAUUAUUAAAUCUGAUUCAAAUCUUUGCUUCAGUUCAGUGAAUUACACCAUGCUUUUUUAACAUUAAUAGAGUGAAGUUUACAAAACAAGAUCAGCAUGUAGACAGAGUGUACAUAUACAUGCAUGUAGUAAGGAACAGGAGCGUAUAUUAAGAUAUGUUUUAAUCUGAUUGUAUACUAUGUACAUGUAUUUACUUAACUAAUCAUGACAUUUAUCAAAUAAAUCUCCUAGCUUUCA
Messenger RNA from Ylistrum balloti, 5537 nucleotides. Its product is annotated as poly(U)-specific endoribonuclease-B-like. Bases 111 to 1019 code for a protein of 302 amino acids. Lineage: Eukaryota; Metazoa; Mollusca; Bivalvia; Pectinida; Pectinidae. The transcript is spliced from 6 exons. Gene Ontology annotation, molecular function: RNA endonuclease activity. The record is from RefSeq and is a predicted model, not a curated record.